Portunus trituberculatus (swimming crab) is the source of this 2270-nucleotide messenger RNA. Its product is annotated as protein singles bar-like. The transcript has 6 exons. Gene Ontology annotation, cellular component: membrane. The coding region runs from base 340 to 966 and encodes 208 amino acids. NCBI's taxonomy places the organism in Eukaryota, Metazoa, Arthropoda, Malacostraca, Decapoda, Portunidae. The record is from RefSeq and is a predicted model, not a curated record.
CUACAUAUUCAGAGGUUUGCCCAUUUGCCUCGCCGCUCCCGGGACUCGAACCCGGGCCUUUCCGGUUGUGAGCCGAGUGUGCUAACCACUACACUACGCGUUGUGUGUGUGUGUGUGUGUUUUUUGAGAUAAAGCAGCCUGUGCUGCAGCCCGCCAUAUAGGAGCCACUCCCCGCGCCCCUCGGGCCUCAGCCAACCGCUGCCAGCCAGGCCCAGCCUGUGGCCUGCCACACUCAGUCACUCACCGAGGCAAGAGUCGUGCAAACGCUGCUGCCGCUAUAUCUUUUCUUCAGUACCUAUUAUAGCCACUGUGCAAUCAAGCAGCAGCAGCACCAGCAGAAUGUCCACCCAGGUCACCGUACACCGGAUGGUCACUACCACCACUACUUCCGCCUUUCUUAUCAACGUGGGUUAUCUCAAGACUUUUCCAGGCAUACUCAAGAUCUUCCAAAUCUUACUUGGUUGUGUGGUGGUAGGCAUCACCGGUCACUACAUACACUGGUCCACCCGCUCAGAACAAGUGGUGCCAGAACUAUUCUUCCUACUCAUAGCAACCACCUGUCUCAUCACAACGUCACUGCUGCUCUUCUCAUGUCUGUGUUCCAUUGCCACAGCUUCCAUUAUCCCCAAGACGCUCUUUGAGACGCUGUAUCACAUAGCAGCCUCGAUGCUUUACUUCGCCAGUGCUCUUUACCUCCUCAUUUACCUCACCAACAAAACUUAUCGAGACACCUUCUAUGUGGCCAAGACAGCAGCCAGUGUUGUGUUGUUACAUGGUACAUUGUCGUAUCUUCUUGUGUGCGCAUCCAUUAAUCUUCUGAGGGAGGUGGUGGCCAGGAACGAAAUAUAUAAUAUAUACGAAAGAGGCUACAACUCUAAAAUAUUUUCAGGGGCAUUGGGACUGGUGAACUGUGCCCUCUACAUCCUGUCAAGUAUCUACUCCAUCCGUACUUUCCGCAGGGGCUAGGUUCAGUCUUGAAAAGGCUGGAUUUAAGCCACCAGAAGAAAGGAAGUACACAAAAUUUGAAUGAGAAAACUGCAGUAUACCAGUAAUUGAAGUCGGUAUAAUGAAAAUAUUAAAGUAAAAAUAUACAUAUGUGAGAUCUGUAGACUCCAAAAUUGAUGCUAGGUUUAUGGGAGUAACAUAACUCGUAACAAGAGUCUGAGACCUGGUAUGAUAUCAUCUUUGCUAGUGAAGCUUUACAGUAUUCCGAUGCUGAGGAAUCAAACAGAUUGCUUUAUGAUGUCUGACUUGUAUUCACAAUUGCUGUUCAAGUUUUUAAAUGUACUUAUUCUAAACUUUUGAGAUGAGCAGUCUUUGUUGAAAUAUUAUGAAGAAAUUAAAGCAAAUAUGUAAAGCAAUACAGAAAAAUUUAUGAAAAUACAGAAUUAUUUCCAUAUUAGGAUUGCCAAUUCCAAAUUGAAAGUAAGAACUGUUUAUAGAUUUAAUGUAUUUAUCUACAUAUAACUUUGGAUACUAUUGAUAGUUAAGGGAAUGUGACAAACUUAACUAUUUAACAUUAAGAAAAACACAUUUCCCAUUUUAUAAUUAGAUAUUUAUAUAUACAGUAAGCCCCCACACUUGGCAACUUAAUUAGUCUGGCAAAACUACUGCCAAAUGCGAAUUUCGCCAAUCACGAGUUCUUUAUCCCAUAUAAAUUGCCUAAAAAAUGCCUCAAUAAGUCUUUGGUCAUUGCCAAAGUCCCUCUUUUGACCCCUAAAAUACCAUCUUUCAAGCUGAAAUAAUUUUCUCCUUUUCACUCACACUGUACGACUUGUGAUGCUUUCCUCAUCUGUACUCACGUUUUUCCACCCGUUUCCCUUGCCCACUUUCGUCCUUGCUGCCACCACCAUUGUUCUUUCCCCCACCGGUACCACUUGUUGCGCUGGUAGAGGACAUGUUGGCGGUAAAUCGCCAAAAUUCGUUCCCACGUUAGCAGAACAGAGGGUAGCACAAACAAAAUGGCUGAAGGGGACUCUCACACUGUGUUCUGAUAGGUUUAGAGAGAGGUCUGAUGUCCCCGGGGAGCCGCGUGGUUUGCUGUGCAGCCACCAGGGGGCUGUCAAGUUUGAAUUCAAAUCGCCAAGUGUGCAUUCGGUGGCCGUGGCCACCCUACCGCCAAAAGUGAAUUUCACCAAGCUGAGAUUUGCCAAGUGAGGGGACUUACUGUAAUGCUUUUGAAAUAUAUAGUGUAUAUUUUUCAAAGCCUAAAUGAAAUACUUAUUUUUUUACAUAAACAAAAUUGUAGCUAGUAUCUAAAAGAUUACCAA